Molecule: messenger RNA, 675 nt
Organism: Anopheles coustani
Lineage: Eukaryota; Metazoa; Arthropoda; Insecta; Diptera; Culicidae
Exons: 5
Coding region: 1-675 (224 amino acids)
Biological process (GO): sodium ion transport
Cellular component (GO): membrane
Molecular function (GO): sodium channel activity
Source: RefSeq, a predicted model, not a curated record
AUGGUAUCUCACUUUAUGCUACAGGUAUCGCUUCUUAUUUUUAUCAUAAAUUCAAAAUCCUGCAUCGAGCGUGUUGGACCAUUUCAGAUCAAAGAAACCUACAACCAACCUGAAGUUCGGGAUGAACCGAUCGAGAAGCGAAUGUGUAGAUUUCCCGACGAACCAAUUCCUCCCGCGCGGGCGUACAGUUUUUCCCAUUGCUUUCAGUACAAUCGCAUCCAGCUGGAGCUGCAAGCGUGCAACUGCACCAUCCCUACGUCACCUAAAGAAUAUGAACACUUGUACUGUGACAUUAAAGGAUUACUAUGUAUCAACGAUGCAAACGUAAAAUAUCGAACAAAGCACGUUCACACUGUGCAUAAAGAUAGAUCCUGCAUGCAAGCCUGCCAGGCACUAGAAACGCUUGUGAUUGGGGAAACGUAUAAUCCAACACCAUCGAAUUCCGAUCCGGGAAAGGUAAUUUUGGAAGUCCUAAAUGUGCCCGUUUUCCGCUAUCAAAGACGGGUCAUACGGAAUAAGAUUGAUUUUGCAGUCUCUUUGGGUGGUAUAGGUGGACUAUUUUUUGGAGCAUCUGUAAUAAGCCUCAUCGAGCUUGUAUAUUCGAUGUUGUUUAAACCGUACCAUCUCAAAGUGAAAGUUUCAAUUCCACAAUUUAGAGCAAGACCAGUGUGGUAG